Molecule: messenger RNA, 2265 nt
Organism: Daphnia pulicaria
Lineage: Eukaryota; Metazoa; Arthropoda; Branchiopoda; Diplostraca; Daphniidae
Gene: Oatp33Ea
Product: solute carrier organic anion transporter family member 74D-like
Exons: 14
Coding region: 104-2176 (690 amino acids)
Biological process (GO): sodium-independent organic anion transport; transmembrane transport
Cellular component (GO): membrane
Molecular function (GO): protein binding
Source: RefSeq, a predicted model, not a curated record
UUUAUGUCAGUUGGCCGAUUCAUUUUCUCUAGUCAAGUUGUGCAUUUAUUCGCUUCAUCUACUCUAGUCUAGUUCUUUAAAAAAAACUCACAAUCCCUCCAGAAUGGGCAAAGUCAAGAAUAAGAAUAAGUUGGAAGAAGAUGAGGAAGACACUCAGUGUGGACUUGGUCCUUUCCACGGGAAAUGGCUUCAGGGAUAUGCCAACAAGAAAUCUUACCUGUUGACAUACAGCUUCCUAGGACUUUUUCAAGCCAUGUUUUUCAGCUAUUCCAUCGCUACAUUGACCACGCUCGAGAAACAGUUCAAACUCAAAAGCCAAACCACAGGAAUUCUGUUGUCGGGGAAUGAGGUGAGCCAGAUCUUGCUCUCGCUCGUGAUAACGUACUUUGGAGGGCAUGGACACAGGCCUCGAUUGGCGGCAUUGGGAGUCGUCUUCUCGGGUGUCGCUUCAAUUAUCGUGAUUGUUCCUCAUUUCGUUUACGGCCAAUUCGCAACAGCCACUAACGUGACAAGAAGUUUUGAUGUUUGCUCAACAUCAACGGAUUCAGUCAUGCCCACCAUGAACCCGGAAGAUAGUUGUGACGCACCCAUCGGUCCAAUGAUCUACAUCUUCAUGUCACAAUUUGUUUCUGGUAUCGGUACAACCUUAUUCUCUAUCCUUGGGAUCACUUACUUGGACGACAAUGUGAAGCGAAAGCAAACUCCAAUGCUCAUCGGAAUCAUGUCAAGUCUUCGGUUGAUCGGGCCAGCCUUUGGAUACGGAUUGGCCGCCAUCUGUAUGCGGUUGUACGUCAAUCUGAGCGAAACGACGACACUUAAGCCAAGAGACCCAAGCUGGAUUGGCGCUUGGUGGCUUGGCUUCAUGAUUAUUGGCAUAAUUCAAAUUUCCACUGCCUGGCUACUGGCGUGUUAUCCACGACGACUACCAAAGGAAUCAACUACUGCCAAAGGUUUCAUGACAAUUGCAGCGCAAAAAUCUACUCAGCAGCGCAAUAAACCCAAGGAGCGAACAUUCAAAGAGUUUCCGGCAGCAUUGCGUCGAUUGUUGACCAACAAGAUUCUGAUUCUCAAUAACUGUGCUGGCGUAUUCUUCGUCUUUGCCCUUAGCGGGUACAUUACCUUCUUGCCCAAGUACAUGGAGACACAAUUUCAGCAGUCGUCCUCAAUGUCUGGGCUCGUUAACGGGCUCACUGGCAUUAUGUUCAUGUGCACUGGACUGUUGCUGGCUGGCUAUCUGAUUUCGCGCUUUAAAUUUCACGCUUGGAAGCUUCAAGUAUGGGAUGUUCUUAUCGGAAUCAUUUGGAUUAUAAUCCUAGUCGUAUUCGCGUUCUUGGGUUGUGAUUCAAAACCUAUCCACGGUUUCGAAAAUGCAGAAAAUGGAAUCAACGCCAUGCUAAGCAUUCCAACAACAUCUUGCAACGAAGAAUGCAAUUGCCAGAGCAAUCGUUUCGCCCCGGCGUGUUCUGAGGACGGACAAGUCAAUUUUUUCUCCGCUUGCCACGCUGGUUGCACCUCGAUGAACUCCACUGGUGACCGAACAAUUUUUUCCGACUGCAGUUGCAUCAAAGAAUGGAUUAAUACCACCCAGAUUUCAAACUCGACGUUGGAUUCUGGUGCUUGGUAUAACGGCAAAGCCAUCGGUGGAUAUUGCCCUUCCAAUUGCUUCCAAAUGUUCCUAAUCUACAUUUUCGUCAUGGGCAUCAUCAAGUUUCUAAGCUCAUUUGGUCGAGUUAGCAACAUACUUAUCACUUUCCGAUGCGUCGCGCAAGAGGACAAGUCUUUCGCCAUAGGCCUUGGCUAUCUCUUGACUAGCCUUUUCGCUUUCAUUCCAGCCCCCAUCGUCUACGGAGCUGUAAUUGAUCAGGCGUGCAUUCUAUGGCGAACUGACAGUUGCGGUGUGCGCGGUAAUUGUUGGAUCUACGACCAGGAAAAGAUGCGACUUUACUUCCAUCUUCUUACAGCGGGUGUGAUUGUUAUAGGUGUGAUUUUCGAUUGUUUCACCUGCUUUGCCGUCCGCGAUCUCGAUCUCUACGCGGAAGAUCCGGUGGAGACAGGAGACAACGGAAUGGUAGCUUCAGCAAACAACAAAGAACUUCAACCCAUGCUGACUUCCCGCCCGUUGCCACCGACAAACAGCAUCAACGUGGAAGGAUUCAUCAGAACGUUGGAGGCAUAGGGAGGAAUAUUUUCAUUUACAUACAAGAUCACUCGAUUAUUAAACUUGUUCGUUUUAUUUGCUGCGUUUUAGUAAAUUCUUAAAUCAGA